ACGUAAACUAUCCGCUCGUGACUUUCUUGGCUGAUAAUCGCCAGCCAUUUUACUUGUCCUUUUCGAGUGUUCCAAAUGAGAUCACGUCAGAGUGCCCCCGAGUGAAUGUCGGAGUUCUGUGUGUAAUCGUGUUAAACUCGUGUUGUUGAUGUUAUAGUACAUAGCAAAAACCCUAGAUCUCUAGCCGCAGCAACUCAAAAUGAAGUACCACCACCUAGUGCUGUUGUGUGUCGCUUUAAUCUCGAUAUUUUGCACGAAAAGCGCCUACUCCAAGGUUACCGUAUUAAACAAAUCCGGAGAUCCUGUGAAGACGACAGUACAUUUUACGGUCAAGAAGAGUCUGCAGUUGAAAUGCGAAUCAGACGAAACUGGAAAUGUCGUAUGGGAAAAAGGCGGUAAAUCCGUCGAGACGCUGAACGAGUUGAAGGGCCGCUUCGAAUUAAAGGAUAAUAAGACGGUGUUCACCAUCAACAAUUUGAAGGAUUCCGACGUGGGGAAUUACACGUGUGCCGUGUACAGCAACGGUAAUAAAAUCUCCGAAUACACCGUCUCCCUGCACACGGCCACCAGCUCCAAAUGGGGCGUGAGGGUCAGCAAGAACUCCAACGUCGUCGAAGGCGAGAAACUCACCAUCAAGUGCGAAAUCAGGGGCGAACUCACGCUCAGCUGGUUCUACAAGAACACCACCAGUGGUGACAACUAUACCACGUUACCGGGCGAAAAUGGACGAGUCAAAUUGAAGGAUUACUACGACGAAGAAAGAAAAGUGAAUGUGACUGGGGGGCUGUUAAUAAUCGAUGAAGUUGAUAUGGGCGACAGAGGUGAAUACAUUUGUAUAGGAAAAUCGGCUGAUGGCCAAAUGUUCAACAUGACGAGUACAGUCCGCAUUAAAGAUAAAUAUGCGGCGUUGUGGCCAUUUUUGGGUAUCUGUGCCGAAGUGUUCGUCCUUUGUGCCAUUAUAUUUAUAUACGAAAAGAAACGUAACAAAACGGAAUUGGAGGAGAGCGACACUGAUCAGAGCCCCGAACAGAAAAACACCCCCGACCACGGUAAAGAGUCGAACUUGAGGCACAGACAGUGAAUCAUCCAUCAAUCCAUCUUGUUACCAUUACCACACGUAAAAUUAAAACCAAGUUUAGAAGUUCAAGUUAUAGUUACAUUCGUCAUGUGUAUUAUUGAAGACUAUUUAACUAACAAGUUGUCCGAGAUCGCACUGUACAAAGUAACGUUUAAGGUUAUUGUUGAAGCCUUCGUUUUCUCGGACGGGUGUUGCUUUGAGUACAGUCUUUUUUAAUUGUUGUUUUCCGCGAUACGGUUCCGUUCAGGUACUUACCUUUUCCAAUCUCUAGUACUUAAUGUAGAUAUUGUAAAAUUGUUAUGACGCAAUCGAAAGAGGCUGUAAUCCAACCGCAAAACCAUCAUCCCAUUGUACAUAAAUAAAUUAAGAAAUUGUAUCCUGUUUAUAUGUAUUGUUAAAUGAAAUUGUGUUUAAACAUAUGGACUGUUGUUUUUUCUUUACGUUUUCUUGUGAUACUUUCGAUUGUCAAGUGCUUAACGAUCCAAAGGCGGCGUCUUGUUAUCUUUCUUCAGAUUUUAGUUUGGCGAGAUUGUAGUUAUUAAAAAAUUAAAGAGUAUCAAUGUGGUCUUCAUGUCAUCGGUACUAAUAGAUUCGAGUAGGCUGCUUGGAUUUCACCGCUCAGUGCUAAUAGUGGAAGAAAUUUUGUUUCGACCAAGAUGGUGCCCACCUGUCCCGGGCGCCAUUUCUCGAUGUGAACCAUUUAACUCUUCUCUAGUUGACUUAUUAAUAAAUUUUAAGCAUAAACUAUAUUAGAAUAUAAAAAUUAUGAUGACUUAAAAAUAACGCAGAGCAGAUUUAUUUUUUACUUAUUCUAGAGUUAUCUUUAAGUCAUUGCCUAGGUUUAGACGUUCCAUUCAUCCGAGGUGAGACUCGAACGGCCACUCCUUCAUUUACUCAACUCGAUUAGUUAGCUCUGCCCAUAGCAACGACGGCACUUCGAGUGGCACCUCACCGUAAAAGCAAACAUAAAUCAACUAGCAUUCGCAAUUAGAGUAAAAUAUUGGUGCUUGCACAAACAAAACAUCGGACAGGACUCACUCUGUCACCGCGUUCAUUAAAUAUUUAGGCUGCUGCUGAUUUUUCUCUAACUUACUGUAAUCAUUUCGUACCAUUUUAUUGUUUUCAUGUAACAGUCGAUCAUUCUUCCCUAUUUUUACUUAUGACAUACCAUUUUUAAAAAAAGGUAAUCACAGAUUAUUAUGUUGAAAUAAACUUUAAAUAAAAUUUUAUUCGUU
Messenger RNA from Tribolium castaneum (red flour beetle), 2313 nucleotides. It is a transcript of the gene Bsg, whose product is annotated as Basigin. The record is from RefSeq and is a predicted model, not a curated record. Gene Ontology annotation, cellular component: plasma membrane. Gene Ontology annotation, biological process: homophilic cell-cell adhesion. Lineage: Eukaryota; Metazoa; Arthropoda; Insecta; Coleoptera; Tenebrionidae. The transcript has 6 exons. The coding region runs from base 200 to 1081 and encodes 293 amino acids.